This is a messenger RNA of Aplosporella prunicola CBS 121167, 435 nucleotides long. RefSeq lists its product as uncharacterized. The record is from RefSeq and is a predicted model, not a curated record. The transcript has a single exon. NCBI's taxonomy places the organism in Eukaryota, Fungi, Ascomycota, Dothideomycetes, Botryosphaeriales, Aplosporellaceae. The annotation marks the transcript as partial.
AGGCAUUCUCACUUCGUCUCUGUUCUCGAAAGUACAAGAGAUGUGCUACUUUCCCACAUUUCCCUGAAGGCAUCAAGCGCCGGAUCCGUUAAAUUACCCUCAGAGGGCUCGAAAGUGUCUCAGGAUAACUCCUUCAAUAACGCUUUUUCAGGCCUGCACGUUGAUAAGCCGACCGAGCAGUUCCUGAAUGCACCAGACAUUCCAAAAGCUGAUAGAAGAGAGCCCGAUUAUCAUGCCGCAAAGCUUCACGAUGACAACGAAGCUAUGUGUGUAUUCUAUAUGCUCAUCUUCGACUACAGCAAUCUCCGAGGCAUGAUUCAUACGAUCUGGGAAAAAUAUGAAAGAGGUUUGUAUGACCUGAGUGCCGUGUCGAUCACGACGAACGUUGCUCUUGAUCUCGCCAGAGAGCUUGAGGAGGAUGCACAAGUUAUGUUU